Esox lucius (northern pike) is the source of this 20776-nucleotide messenger RNA. RefSeq names its product piccolo presynaptic cytomatrix protein a (gene pcloa). The record is from RefSeq and is a predicted model, not a curated record. Gene Ontology annotation, cellular component: GABA-ergic synapse; glutamatergic synapse; axon. The transcript is spliced from 27 exons. Gene Ontology annotation, molecular function: protein binding; structural constituent of presynaptic active zone; metal ion binding. NCBI's taxonomy places the organism in Eukaryota, Metazoa, Chordata, Actinopteri, Esociformes, Esocidae. Gene Ontology annotation, biological process: protein localization to synapse; presynaptic active zone assembly. Bases 280 to 15438 code for a protein of 5052 amino acids.
GCAAGGAGAGAGGGAGAGAGUUGGUAGUGGUGUAGUAGUAGAAUGCUAGAAUUGAAGAGAGACCCGCACGGAAAGCCAUCAUCCAUCGCCAGCAGAAAUGCGUGAUAUCAACGCAGAACCGACAGAAAGAUGGAGAGGGAGACAUAAAGAUGGAUAACUAAUUUGAGACGCGCGUUGAGCAGAGGAGGGCCGUUAUCACCGCCUUUUACCACGUUCUUUGUAGCUAAAGAAGAGCGUCGAAGCGAAUAUCGAAACGGGUGACGGCGGGAGGGGUCCGUCAUGGGGAACGAAGCUAGUCUCGAAGGCGGUGAAGGGUCGCUUGUUGGAUUACCGGAGGGACUUGCUCCUGACGGAAAUGGAGGUUUCAUAUGGAUCUCCACGGGGGCACAGGUGGACCUAAGCCAACUGAGCGAGGAUGACAGGAAGCAAGUUGCGGCGGCGAUGUCAAGGGCGCAAACCAACAAGCCUGGGGGUGUACCCGCUCGAAGGCCCUCGGAAGCAGGUGGUCAGCAACGCCCCCAGCAGCCAGGAGCAGAUGGUCGGCAACGCCCCCAGCAGCCAGGAGUCGUGCCCUCCGGUCGGCUUAGCAAGAGCCGAACUGUAGACGCAUUUGGUGAGGGCCCCACUAGCAGGCCGGUCCCCGGCCGCAGCCCCUCCUCCCUCAGCCUCUUUGAGUCCAGAUUCAGGCAGGAGCCAAAGGACCCAGAGAAGAAAACAGGCAUGUUUGGCUCCAGCUUCCUGAGCGGGGCCAACCCGCUUAGUGCUGUUUCUUCAAUGACGUCCCAAGUGUCCUCUGGGGUGUCCUCCAUGUCCUCAGAGGUUUCCUCCUUAGGCUCAGGGGUCAACAUGCCCUCCUUUGGCCUGUUUGAAAAGGAGGAGAAACCCGGAGAAAAGACCCAAAGUGGCAAGGGCCCCCAGCAUGUGGGGCCAAGACCCCCUGGCCCAGGACAAGGGCCCAGAAACCCUGGACCACAAGGGCCCAGACCCUCUGGUCAAGGGCCCCCUGGACAACAAGGGCCCAGACCCCCUGGUCAAGGGCCCCCUGGACAACAAGGGCCCAGACCCCCAGGACAACAAGGGCCCAGACCCUCUGGUCAAGGGCCCCCUGGACAGCAAGGGCCCAGACCCUCUGGACAAGGUCCCCCUGGACAACAAGGGCCCAGACCCCCUGGACAAGGUCCCCCUGGACAACAAGGGCCCAGACCCUCUAGUCAAGGACCCAGACCCCCCAGUCAAGGUUCCCCCGGACAACAAGGGCCCCCACGGCAGCAAGGGCCCAGACCCUCUGGGAGUCCCCAUAGUCCACAGGGCCCUGGUAAACCCCCUGGUGGUGGGCUGUGUCCGCUGUGCAAGAGCACCCAGCUCAACGUGGGCUCCAAGGAGCCGCCUAACUACAACAACUGUACCCUUUGUAAGAACCAGGUGUGCAGCCUCUGUGGAUUCAGCCCCCCGGACUCAGCGGGAAAGGAGUGGUUAUGUCUUAACUGCCAGAUGCAGAGGGCUAUGGGGGGCAUGGAUGACCCCCCUAUGAUGGGCAGGAGUUCUGUCCCUCCUUCACCCACCAGGAAGGACCCUGGUAAAGAUGGCAAGAAGCCCAGCUUACUGAUUAAGCAGCAGAGCAUCUCGGACAAAGGCUUAACUCCUCCAACAACACCAAAACAGAAAUCCCCCGGACCAUCUUCCCCGAAAGGCAGCCCGCAACCCUCCCCGGCCAAAGGGAAACAGGAGUCCGGCUUCUUUGGGGGCCUUGGGGGCAUCAGUCUGGGGGGCCUGACUGACGUGGCCAAGACUCCAGCUGCCGCCUCCCAGGCGGCGGAGUCCAUCACAGGGACGAUGUUCAGUGGCUUUGGGGGGUUCACCGGGUCGGCCAAACCUGAUCAGGCGAAGCCCACCGCUGCUCCUCAGAAAACAGCCGAAUCGGUGGCGGGGAAGAUGUUCGGCGGGUUCGGUGGUUUUACAGAGACGGCCAAGCCACCAGCAGCAGCCUCCCAGAUGUUCGGUUUCGGUUCGUCCAUCUUGAGCUCGGCCACCAACCUGAUGACCGCUGACUCUGUGGACGAGAAAACUGGAUCUCCUGUCGAUUCCCCUGCCGGUUCUCCCCCUGACUCCCCCUUCUCUGCUCCUGGUUCCCCCCCUGGUUCUCCCCCGGACUCCCCAUUCUCCGCUCCCGGUUCUCCCCCGGACUCGGACUGCCCUGACACCCCGCCUGCCUCCUCUAAGAAGGCACCCAAACGGGCCGCCUCCCUGCCGAAGCCCCAGAAGUCCAUGUCCAUAGAAUCCGAGCCCAUUGCGGAGCCUCCAAAAGCAACAGAACCAGCUCCAGCCACAGGCAUGGGAGGCCGGGAAAGCUGCCCUCUGUGUUCGGUGGCGCUGAAUGUUGGAUCAGCCGACUCGCCCAAUUACAGCACCUGCACAGAGUGCAAGAAGAUUGUCUGCAAUCUAUGUGGCUUCAACCCCACGCCUCAGUUUGGAGAGAAAGAAUGGCUAUGUCUCAACUGCCAGACCCAAAGAGCUCUCUCUGGCCAACUGGGUGAAAUCCCCACUCCACCAUCUCCAGUCAAGAAGCAACUACCAACACCCGUCCCUACUCCUCCUACCUCCCCUGCUAAAGUCCCUGUCCCUCCAGCUGCUACUGCCGCUGCCUCACCUUUAACGAUAUCAUCCUCAGUAACUCAGGGAGAGGCGGCGGCAUCAGCAGCAAAGGAAGACACCCAGAUGGUUCCUGAGUCCAAGGUAGUACUAGAACCCAGCCCGCCCCAAACACCCGUCGCUUUGUCUGCAAACACAGACACCACACCCAUCCCAUCAGUGCAUGCCGCCCCUUCCUCUGAUAGUGGCCCAGAACAGACAGAACCAGCCGAGGGGAUAGAACCAGAGUCUAACCUGGACAGGUGUUUGCCAGAGAGUGUAGUGGAGAGUGCUGUUGAGAUCCCGGCAGUGGAUCAUCAACAAGAGAAAGUUACAGAAGAGCAGUCAACACCUGACACUACUCAGGCAAAAUCUGAUUCCCAGCCUGCUGUAGAGCGGCCUGUCACUGCUCUCUCUCUGGAGAAUGAGACAGAAGAGUCUUUUCAGCUGACUCCAAGGCCAGAUACUGUGGAGUGUCAGGCUGCAGCAGCUGAAAGAAUACACACUUCCUCCGCUGGUGCUGAGACAGAGGAGCCUAUCAUUGAGUGUAGCCCAGAUAAAUGUACAGAAGGACUGUCACCACCUGACUGUACUCAGGCAAAAUUUAAUUCCCAGCCUGCAGAUGAAGAGGAGCCUGUCACUGCUCCGCCUGUAGAGACUGAGUCAGAAAUGUAUAUUGAGGCGACACCAGUGCCAGUUACAGUGCAGAGUGAGGCUACGACAGUGGAGAGUUCACCAGCUCCCACUGCAAGUAGGGAGCCCAUCCCAAGCGCUGUUACUGAAGAGGUAGCAAAGCCAUUGGAUCCAGAAGUAGUUCAGUCCCCUGUCACACAGGAAGCUGCUGUCCAACCAGACCAAUCACCACAGCCUGAACGAUCAGUUCCUGUAGUGAUUGAGGAGGAAGGGAAAGCCAAAGUUACUGAGGUAGAACCUAGUCAGGCACCUAAAGCUGAGGAUACGGCUCCUACAUCUCCUGCAAAUGAGGAACUGGAGACAGAACUUCAAGCAACUACUCUUGGUCACGAUUUAAUGGAGGAGGCUUCAGUAGAUACAGGUCUAGUAGCGGAGAAUAUAGCUGUCAAGACAGUUGUGGAGAAUAAGAUCGAACUAGAGCCAAUGUCAGAAGUGGCUCCUGUUCCUCCAGCUGAUCUGGUUGAUAAUUCUGCAUCAUCUCCAGCAGCCCCUAUUGAGACUAUUGACAGUCCUGCUUCCCCCAAACCAGCAGAGCCAAAAUAUUUUCCUCUGCAAAAACAUGAGAUGCCCCUUGGCUCUGUAGUAGGGGAAAUUGCCCCUGUAGAUGCUGAGAAUGAAAGGCCUAAAGUAGUGCAAAUCCAACAGGUUGAGGUAGUUGCAUCUGCAGCAGAAUCUCCUCCCCUAGUUAAUGACACAGUCAAGAAAGAUAGGGUAGAGAUGACAGCCCAAGCUGAGGUGAAGCCUUUAGAAACUGAGAUACCAGCAAAUAAGUCUGUUAAGGAAGAACCAGCAUGUUCUGUUGCUGAAUUGGAAACAACUGGAUCUGAGUCAAAUGUUGGAAGGACAGAGUCUGAAACAGUGGCUGAAUCCGACCUAGCAGUCAAUGCCAAAAAGACAGUUUUGCCCUAUCCUACUGAAUUACAGUCAGCUGAAGCUGAUCGGAUCACCCCUCAGGAGGCUGUAGAAACUCCUGCAGUAGAACAGAACCCAUAUGAUACUGAAACUGAGGCAGCAGCAGACAGUGAAUCCAAUAAAGUGAUAUAUCUGGCAUCUGUGGAUAUAAAAGAUGAAUCAGAGCCUGCAGUAUAUAAUGAGGUUGAAAAAGCUCAGGUUGAGUCUACUCCCCGAGAUCCAGAAGCUUACAAACAAGAAAAGGUCACAAAAGACCAGGCAGAACUUGCUGUAGAGGCACUAUCACCAUCCUCUGCUGCUUUCUCUGUGGAGAAACCCACACCAGGAGAAAAAGAUUCUGAAGUUCCAAUGCCUCACAGCCUAGCUGAAAAUAAACAAGAGGUGUCUGUAGCUGUGAAUAGGAAGCCAACUCCCACUCUGAGUGAUGAAAAAGCAGUGCAAGAGGAAUUACCCAAACAAGAUGAAUUAGAGCAAACUCCGAAGACUGACUCUUUGUCUGAAAGCAUUCAGACAGCGAUAGACAAAGUGGUUCUUUCACCACCUGUAGUUAGUGAAGAGCAGGAAUCUAUUUCAGUAUCAGAGGGGACAGUUAUGACUGACAUAGAGGGCAGUACAGAAGACAAAACAAGACCAGAGCAGAUUACAGUAUCCGAAAUAGUAUCUGAAAAUGUGUUCAAAGCCCCAUCUCCUGUUGUAGAACUUGAUACCUUAGUUAAAAAGGUCAGCAUAGAAGACAAAACAACCCCAGAUACAAUUACAAUAUCUGAAAUAGUUUCUGAAAAUGUGUUUGAAGCUCCAUACCCUGUCGUAGAACCUGAUACCCUAGUCCAUGUAGAUAGGGAACAGAACAAUGAGAAAUCCCUGAAUGAAGAAAAGUCAAUGCCUGGAACUACAGAGAUAAAAGAGGCUGAGGUGGAUCCAGUUGAAGAGACAACACUGAAAGAGCCUGCAGAGAAAGAUAGAACCACCAAGGAUAGCAGUCCAACCAGCCCCUCAGACCUGGCUAAGCUGGAGAGCACUGUUCUUCCCAUACUAGAAGCCCAGGCUGUACAACCAAAGGACGAUUCAAACAAACUGACCGAUACACUCAAGGCCAGACGCAAACUUGAGGUACUACCCCUUUCACCUGAAUCUCCCAGCACAGAGGAUGACCAAGAACUCGUAGAGAAGACGGACGCCUCAGCUCCCACAAAAAAGAAGCUGCUGGUGCCGACAGACAUCAUGGGUGACUCAUUGGAGGACAGUAGUGAGAGCUUCGGGAAGGAUAGCCCAAUGUCAGGAGAUGAUGAAGACUUCAUUCGUAAGCAGAUCAUGGAGAUGAGUGAGAAUGAGGAUGCUUCACCGUCUGACGAAGAAAACCUAAUCCGGCGAAAGAUCCGAGAUCAGGAGAGGAAACAGAUGGAGCAAGGGAAAGGGGGAGGGAAGGAAAAAAGUUCAACAGCAAAAGGCAGGCGGCUCCUCAAGAAGUGCACCAUAAGCCCUGAGGAUGAAGAUGACAAGAAACUCUCAUUGGAUGAUAUUAAUGUCACAAGGGAAGAGGAAUCCAAACCCAACAUUUCAGAUUCUCAGGAAGUUGAACAGCCUUUGGUAGAUAGUGGCAUGGCAGUCCGCAAAUUCAGAACCAUUGAGCUUAACACAACUAGUGCACCAGUGCGCAUUCCUGGAAUUUCAGAUGAUGGAGAACUUGAGAUGGAGAGCCUCACUGACUCUCCUGAUGAUCGCUCCAAGGGUGAUGGGUCUUCCAGCUUGCAUGCAUCCAGCUUCACCCCCGGGACAUCGCCUACAUCCUUGUCUUCUCUUGAUGAGGAUAGUGACAGCAGUAGUCCCAGCCGGAUUCAUAGUGGUGAGGGGAAACAGCACAGGAAAGCCAAGCACCGGCAGCCAGGCCAAGUUCUGCCCACAAUUGAAGAUUCUUCUGAGGAAGAAGAGUUACGAGAGGAGGAGGAGCUGCUUAAAGAACAGGAGAAGCAGAAAGGAUCCGGGAAGAAAUCUAAGAAGGACAAAGAGGAGAUCCGAGCUCAGAGGAGGCGGGAGCGUCCUAAAACGCCUCCGAGCAAUCUCUCUCCCAUUGAAGAUGCCUCCCCAACAGAAGAGCUAAGGCAAGAGGCAGAGAUGGAAGAGUUCAGACGGUCAUCUUUAUCAGAUUUCUCUCCCAGCAUUGAGUCAGAACCUGAGGGAGUUGAGAUCAAUGCUGCAAAGAUUGCAGCAGUACAAAAAGUAUACCAACUUCCCACAUCUGUUUCUCUGUACUCUCCAACAGCUGACCAAGAUGGUAAUAAAAGCCCUGAAAAACGAGCCCUAAAAACUGCAGAUGAGGCAUAUGAAGAGAUCAUGCUAAAAGUUAAAACACCUACAAAUGAUAAUGUUGAGAUCCCUCCAGGAAAAGAGUCCCUCUAUGGUGGGAUGCUGAUCGAAGACUAUGUCUAUGAGUCCCUCAUUGAAGGAAAUGGAAAGAAAGUCCAGCAACAGGAGCCUGAGAAAAUCUCAGUUCCAGCUCAACCAAAAAUACUAAGAUCUCCUGAUGAAGUUUAUGAAGACAUGAUGGAGAAGAAGAAACAAUUAAUGCAACUGGAGGAGGAACUAAAAAAAGCCCAACCGGUGUUAGAAAGACCCACACCUGAGAUCGUACUGCAACCCGCUGAGCCUACCAGCUCCGUGACAAGUACAGUUACAAUAGGCAAAGAUGGGAAAACACUGCUUGAUGCUGAGGCUGCUUAUGAAGAACUCAUGAAGAAAAUUCUGACUCCUGGGACCAGCCCGACACAGCAAGAUCCUCAUAUAUCCGGGGCAGCCUCUGGUGGUGAGUUGGAAGGUACCAGAAGCAGAAGGGCUCUGCAUCCCAUACCAGACCUGAGGGUAACACAGUGCUCCUCAGGGGAGGAGGACGCUGACGAAGAGGCAGUUGUGACAGUCAGUCAAGAUGAGCCAAAAACAUCAGACGUUCUUAAAGCUGAUCAGGCAUCCUCAACAGCUGCUGCUGAAACAGAGCCUGAAUAUGUUGUUUGCGAAUUCCCCCAAUCAACUUUAGACCAACCGCAGAGCACUGUUGAGACUUCCCUGGCUGACCAUCCUGUGGUCAUAAGUCAAUCAGAUGUCAUGGACCUGUCCAGCAUGACAUCCUCUGCCUCUGUUGGUGCCAGUGUAUCGCCCUUACCUACUGUCCCUCAGUAUACCUCCACUGUCCCCAGCGUAGUGUCAACCGCCCCGCCAGUGCCUCCCAAACCGACUGUCUUGCGCAGGGCACUGUCUCAGGAAAAAGCAGAUGUUCCAGAACCCCCUCCAUUGCCCCCGCCUACCAUGCCCAAGCCGUCAGUUUACCCCAGGAAACCACCUGUUCCUCUACCUCCACAGGCUACUAUCAGGUCAGAACCUGUUGCCAUGUUGACAUCACAGGGCUCACCGAUAAGACAGCCUCACGUCCCCCCACCAGUUCCUCCAAAGCCAGCCAUCCCUGCUGGAAUGGGCUACAUCCACAGACCAGGGGAGAAUGUCAAACCACCCCUUGCUCCGAAACCUGCCUCUCAGCCUGGCUCUCCUGCCCACGUCCCUUAUACGAGGCCCACCGCCCUCCACACAGGCCAUGCAGAUAUAGCCCUGAAUUUGAGCCCCUCUUCUGAAAGCAGGCCAGGUCACUUCUCAGGUCAUUCCUCGGGUCACCCAUCCCCCACCUCUCCACGAUAUGGCAAUCGACACAACACAUAUGUAGUUAUCACUUUACCAUCUCAGCCCAGCUCACCAGUAGAAGGGCUCACCACCCAGGCCCCAUCCAGUCCUGGUCCAGCAUCUCCUUCAAGACAUUCACAACAACCUUCUAAUCAACCUCAAAUACAAUACAAACCUCAAUCGCAACCUCAACCCCAACAACAACCACAGCCACCUCCAUCGCACACAAAUCGGGUUCCCUUGGCAUUCACUCGCAUCACAGAGUCCAUGGAAAGUCAGGAGAUAUGUGGGCCAGAGAGUGUUGUUUCAAGUUCAUGUCAUGUAAUCGAGGCAAUUUCCUCAUCCGCUCCACCUCCUGAGGUCAGAUUAGGUCAGAUCACUCAAUUUGUGACGACAGAAGUCCAAAGAACCAUGGUGUCUGUCCGACAUGAGAGGACGCCACCCCCACUCCCAGCCCCAAGAGCAAACGGUGUCCCGAUUUCACUGGAGAAAACUAAACCUCAACCAACACAGAGUACCCUGGGCUAUCAGCCGGAGGAGGUAGUAGACCUUCGUACCAUGAAGGUUGAUUCAGAAUAUGACAUGAAAGGGGUGGAUCUGUCUUCAUCAGAUGUUAGGCGCCAGUCUUCAGUCACAGACAUUGGUUGUCGUCAGACAAGCGCAGUACAGUCCCCGGUGGUUGAUCUUCGCACUGAGUCGUCUACUGUUUCCAUAGUGACGGACAGUAUCACCAUAGUUACAUGUGCUGCCACCAUACAAAGGUAUGAAAAUACAGACACAUCCCAAGUCUCCUCUGUGCCCCUUCAGCUUACUACAAACAAAGCCUUCGAGCCCGUUUGUCAGAUUGUCUAUCGUCCCAUAGAUACGCAGCCCAUCACCAGCAACAAUGCUGAGAUUCCCAUUAACCUUUCUGUUGGAAUUGGCACAGGCAUAGGUACAUUCCAGCCACCUGUUACUAUUGCCCCUACCCCAGCCCAAGGUUGUGUUGCUAAUGGUCUAAGCAGUGGGGGGAUGACUGUAGCAGGUGCAGUGGAUCUUAGCACAUCCAAACCAUUCAACACUGUGGUUUCAGUCAACACUUCUUCAGCAGAAGUGAUCACAGCUGUGAUCACAGAAGAGGAUGGGAAACCUGUGGACUUGACGGCGGGAAGAAGGACUGUCUGCUGCGAUGUUGUCUACCAGCUUCCUUUUGCCGGUAGUUGUACCACCCAGCAGCCAACCACUCCAUUGCCCGAAGACCGCUUUGGCUACCGAGAUGACCACUACCAAUACGACCGCUCACCCUACGGAAUGAGAGGGUUUGGAGGGAUUAAACCGUCUAUGUCAGACACUAAUCUGGCCGAGGCCGGACUUUUCCUCUACAAAAGCAAGAACUGUUACAAUUUCAAUGGCAGCACAGAGGGUGCCGUAGACCUGACAUCCGCCAAGACAUCUGAUGCAGGUGUAGCUUUGGACUUCUCCACUAAAGGCUCCGGGGCAUAUUCAGAAUUGAUUAUCCCCCCCUAUUCCCAAACCAGAGUCACGGGGGCUGUAGGAACACACUUCGGAACAACCAGUGUCUUGAGAUCCUCCAAUGGGGUAGUGUACUCUUCAGUCUCAGCACCGAUCCCAUCCACCUAUGCCAUCACCACACAACCAGGCUCCAUAUUCAGCACGACCUACAACUCUCUGGCGGGCGGCAUGCACACGAGCGACACCAUGCCAUCCCUGUCCGCACUUCAGGAUCACCCUAUGACCCGGUCCCACAGUUUCAUUUCCACCUCCUCCGCAGAUGAUCAGGGGGACGUCCCCCUAAAUCUUGAGCUUUCCAAAGAUGGUGGAUCGACCUCCGCGGCCGUCACCCUGGCCCUGGAAAGGCUGGACUCAUACACUGAUGCGUCCCUUGAGGCCAUUGCCGCUUCGCUGGAGGCCCUGUCCUCGCCAUGUGUACCAGGAGAUGGCCAGUAUCAAAUGCAGCGUGAGAUCCUGGAGAUGGAGAAGCUCAAACAGCAACGGUUGGCCGAAGAACUCGAGUGGGAGCGGCAGGAGAUCCAGCGAUUCCGCGAGCAGGAGCAGAUGCUGGUACAGAAGGAACUGGAGGAGCUGCAGUCCAUGAAGCAGGCAAUCCUUUGCCAACAGGAAGAGGAGCGCCAGGCCCACCUCAUGAUGCAGAAGGAGACCUAUGCCCAGCAACAGCAGCAGCUGGAGCAAAUCCAGAGGCUUCAGGAGCAGCUUCGUGCACAGCUUGAGGAGCAGAAGUUCCGGAAGAUGUAUCCAGGGGAUGUGUUGCUUGGGCAUGGGCAGCAGGAGGCAGUCAUUCUGGGGCCGGACGGCACCGAGUUGGCCCGUAAAAUCAUGGAAAGUGGAUGUCAGACUGACGACGAGGACAAUGUUGUGGAUAAGGCCUACGCAGCGGGGAGGAAGAAGCGAAGCUCUACUAAGAAGAGCGUGGACAGUUGUGUGCAGACGGAUGAUGAGGACCAGGAAGAGUGGGAGCCUACUCGGGCCAGACGUAGCAGGCCUCGCACAUCCAGGGGGGACAGAGGCGGACCGACCUCGGAUAUGUCCAUUCAGGCUCACUCUGAGAUCUCCAUACAGACAGACUCUGCAGGGAACAUACGAAUGGAUGCCAGGAUGGAGUUAUCUGAUUCUGAAAGCCCACAUAGGGGAGACAAGAGGCGACCCACUCCCUUAGAGAUAGAAAAGUCUGACCACCUCAGAGCUGAACCCUCCUCCCUUCAGGCCCCACCCAAAUCCCCCAAAGUGCUCUACUCCCCGAUAUCCCCCUGUAUAUCCCCAAGCAAAUCCCUUGAGUUUGUGUCCUAUGAGAAAUCAUUAGGUGACACAAGCCCGCAGAGAAUAAGAGGGAGCACUGAACCGACCAAAGCCUCUCCUGCCGGCAGCCCAAGAGCACAUAAGACCAUGCCAAGAUCUUUGUCUGACCCCAAGCCAAUGAGUCCAACUGCAGAGGAGAAGGCAUCCUCUAGCUUCCAGUAUGGUGACGGUUACUCUGCUAAAGGGUCACCAGGCGGCACCCAAACUGGCACUGGGAAGAAGGUGAAGAGGACCUUACCCAAUCCCCCAGCGGAGGAGGAGUCCACAACCACUGGCCAGACAGCCUACACCACCGGCUCGGCUCGACGGCGAAUGUGCCGUAACACCAACAUGGCGCGGGCCAAGAUCCUUCAGGACAUCGACCGCGAACUGGACAUGGUGGAGCGCGAGUCGUCCAAGCUCCGUCACAAGCAGGCGGAGCUAGAUGAGGAGGAGAAAGAGAUUGAUGCUAAGCUACGCUACCUGGAAAUGGGCAUCAAUCGCCGGAAAGACGCUCUCCUCAAGGAACGGGAGAAGAGAGAGAGGGCGUAUCUGCAAAGCGUGGCUGAGGACCGCGACUACAUGUCAGACAGCGAGGUCAGCAACAUCCGGGAGACCCGCAGUGGGCGCUGCAGCGGAGGAGAUGAAGAGAUGGGCGGUCAUGGUUUGGACCGUCCCAGGACAGCACCUCAGUCAGAACUGGAUGACUUUGUGCCUCCACAAACCACGCAUGAGGCCCAGUACGGCAAGUACUCCCAGUACCAGUACCCCCAAAGCCAGACGCUAUACCAACAGCAGUCCCUCUACCAGUCUCCCCAGUCAUAUCAGGCCCAGUCCAUCUACUCCUCUGUUCCCUCCCUGUCUAGCACCCAACAGCAGAGCUACCACCAGAUGCUCCUGCUCCAGCAGAAGGCUGCCAGGCAGGCGGUCCUGCUUCAAGAGUUGGACGCAUCGUCCAAGUACGAAGUCAUCAGCCGGCAGCCUGACCCAGUGUCCUCCGCCUACAUCGGAGGGGUUCGGUACGACAAGUACGGAAACCACUUGGACCUCCGUGCCCUCGAGGUGGGGGACAGUAUUCCUGGCAGUCCAAUGUCCAACGCGUCAGCCGACUCCUUCUACGGAGAUGUGGAUCACCACCACACGCCACGAAGCUAUGUACUCCUGGAAGAUGCCGCCGAGCUGGCCAAAAGCUCCACAAGUCUGGCUUCGUCUAGCUACGCCCAGGCCGAGAAGGAGCUGGCGAAAGCAGAAAGGCUGUUGCGGAGAAGUGCGGCCGACCUGACCUCCACUGACUACCUGGGCUCUAGUUCCAGGCUGCACUCUGGGUACGGGAAGACCCCAGAUGAUGAGGACUCCAUGGACGACCCCUAUGAGCUCAAGCUUCUCAAACAGCAGCUGAAGCAGGAAUUCCGGAGGAGCACAGGGGGUACAGAGAGCCUGGAUCCGCUGACAGGUCUCUCCCACAACUACUAUGGCACUCCCAGCAGUGGCGUUUCCACUUCCCAGAGCUACUCCCAAAGACACUACCCCAAGACAGACAAGUACAGCAUUAGCCGGCUGACCCUGGAGAAGCAGGCAGCCAAGCAGCUCCCGGCAUCCAUGCUCUACCAGAAGCACAAAGCCCCACUGAUUGACCCUAAGGUCUCUAAGUACUCCUCCAUGCAAGAUGGUCGAGGUCUGGAGGCGGACUAUACCAGCUAUCUAGGAUCUAGUAGUGUUAGCGCUUCUCCCAGAUGCAGCAGGCUCCUCCAGGAUGAGAUCACCUUUGGACUGCGCAAGAACAUCGCUGAGCAGCAGAAGUACCUGGGCUCCACAUUGGGCGCCAACUUGGCUGGUUCCCUCAACUUCGGGCAGAGCCUGGCAUUGGACUCGGCCGCAUACCCUAGUGGGAGCCGAUCACGGCCCUCUUCCCGGCCCACCUCCGUCUACGGCCUGGAUCUCUCAAUCAAACGUGACCCCUCUAACUCCUCACUGAGACUCAAGGGGGAUGGUGAGGCACCCUCAGACAGCUACCAGACGCCCACCGGGCGUGCCAAGCCCACCAGCCUUCCCAUUGUGCAGGGCGGGCGUGGACGUAUCCCAAUCGUUGCGCAGAACUCAGAGGAGGAGAGCCCGUUGAGCCCAGUGGGUCAGCCCAUGGGCAUGGCGAGGGCGUCGGCGGGGCCCCUCCCACCCAUCUCGGCCGACUCGCGGGACCAGUUUGGUUCGUGCCUCUCCCUGCAGGACUCUCAGCAACAGCACUUGAGGGAGGAGCCAACGCGGGGCCGGGGCUACGUCUUGAUGGAUGACCUCCAGGGCACAGUGUCGGACGGCGAAGCACUAAGCGACUCCAUGCUGGCACUGAACAGAGACGAUCCCCUACAAUCACACGAGAAUAUCCCAAACGCCUACCACUUACGGCGUGAGGAGACGGACUGGUUUGACAAACCACAAGAGGGACGACCAGAGAACGGACAUGGGUCUGACAGGAGACAGGGGAAGGGUGUAUACUACCCAUUUCCUCACACCAGGGUCAAACUGAGGAGGGAUCCCAAGCACCGCAGCGUGUCAGGGAACGGAUUGGGGAUCAGAGUGGUGGGAGGUAAGGAGGUUCCAGGCACCACUGGAGACAUUGGUGCCUACGUAGCCAAAGUGUUACCUGGAGGAGCUGCCGAGCACACCGGAAAGAUAUUAGAGGGAAUGCAGGUGCUGGAGUGGAAUGGGCUCCCUCUGACGGGAAAGACCUAUGAAGAGGUACAGGGGCUUGUUGGACAGCAGGCUGCUGAGGCGGAACUCUGUGUGAGACUAGAUCUGAACAUGCUAUCUGACUCUGAUAGCUCUCAGCAACUGGAUCUUCAGAACCAGAGCAAAGCAGGUGAAAGGCCACCCAGGUCUCCUGGGGUAGAUCCACAGCAGCUGGCUGCAGAGCUGCAGAAGGUAUCCCAGCAGCAGGCUCCUCCCCUUGCCACCAGCUCCUCCUCCACCGCGGGGGCCGAUAAAGGACCCCACCCUGCCAUUUCAGGCACCACCUCAGCUGCCUCUAGCGCCAUUCAAAGCCCAGGCCAACCAGGGUCCCCCUCCGUCAGUAAAAAACGCCACAGCAAGUCUGUGGACGCAGUGAAGACGCAAUCCCAUCCUGUUACCGGGGAGAUACAGCUUCAAAUCCACUAUGACAAGCAGCUGGGGAACCUGAUUGUCCACGUGCUCCAAGCCAGGAACCUGGCCACCCGGGACAACAACGGAUUUUCAGACCCUUUUGUCAAAGUCUACCUCCUGCCUGGGCGAGGUCAGGUCAUGGUUGUCCAGAAUGCCAGUGCUGAGAAUAAGAGAAGGUCCAAACACGCUGGAAAGAGUGUAAACCCAGAGUGGAACCAGACCGUCAUCUAUAAGAACAUCCACCUGGAGCAGCUGAGGAAGAAGACACUGGAGGUGAGCGUGUGGGACUAUGACAAGUGCUCCUCCAAUGACUUUCUGGGAGAGGUGCUGAUCGACCUUUCCAACACGGGGAACAUGGAUAACGUCCCACGCUGGCUCCCUCUGAAAGAACAGAGUGAGGGGGAACACCACCGGCGCUCCCACUCUGGACAGGGGCGCCAGCACUCCCCCAAACAACCCUCACAGCACGCCUCCCCCAAAAACCCUGCCCACGGGAGCCAGGACUCGCCCAAGUCAUCGGUCAUCAAGAGCCGGAGCCACGGGAUCUUCCCUGAUCCGGCCAAGGACACGCAGGUGCCCACUAUUGAGAAAUCUCACAGUAGCCCCGGCACGUCGAAGCCUUCCCCAUCUGAGGGCCACAGCCAACAUACGCCACGUGCGGCUCCGCGCCCAGCACCUCGCAAAAGUACAAGGCAGCACCAGCAGGAUGGCACCGGAGGUGUCGCCAUAGCAAUCGGUGAAGCUCCGGCUCCGCAGCAACAGCACCGCCUCCAACCAAUCUCCUACCCCCCAGCCCAAAAACGCCGCCUCUCCCUGAGGCACCACAGACACAGCAUAGUGGGCGUGCUCACCAUUCAAAGAGCCCAAUCCGAUUCGCUCCCCGCCCCGCCGGGCACAGCUCCAUCAGCCAAUGGGGGCCGAGCAGACGGCAGACACCUGACCCUCAGGAAAGCCAUGUCUGAAGAGAGGCCGCGUAUGGAAGGAGCACGGACUGGCCACAGGUCCGGCGACGCCCCAGUAACAGCCGCCUCAUUGGACAGUGGUUUGAGUGGCAGUGCCUACAGCCUAUUGGAUGAUGAGAGUGGGACUAACGCUGUGGACAGUGCCAUAUUUCAGGUCCCUCGAUUUGGGAAGAUUCCAAAUGGCACUAAUGUGGCAAAAUCACCAAUGGGCCAUAUGGACUCUGAGGGUAAGUCCCAGGUGAUGGGGGAGAUCAAGAUAGCUCUGAAGAAGGAGCUGAAGACAGAGGGAGACCAGCUGGUGCUGGAGGUUCUCCAGUGCAGAAACAUCACCUACAGGUUUAAAUCUCCAGACCACCUGCCUGACCUUUAUGUGAAGCUGUACGUGGUGAACAUCGCAACCCAGAAGAGAAUCAUCAAGAAGAAGACCCGGGUGUGUCGUCAUGACCGCGAGCCUUCGUUCAACGAGACCUUCAGAUUCAGUAUGAACCCCACUGGCCACUCCCUGCAGCUCUUCCUGGUGUCCAACGGGGGGAAGUUCAUGAAGAAAACCCUGAUCGGGGAGGCUUACGUGUGGCUAGACAAGGUGGACCUGCGGAAGCGAGUGGUCAGCUGGCACAAACUGCUGGCUAGCUCUGCUCAGAUCCACUCCUAACAGACCUGUUACACUUGUCUCAUCCUUAGGCUCUUAACCCAGAGACAGAACAGGAUGGCCGAGACACUUGAGUUCACGGUCUCCGUCACUGAUUCACUCUUUAUGGAAGCACUGGACUUACUCGUGGGUCCUAUGCUGGGGUGGGCUUGAGGAGUGUUAAGGUUUGGUGGGGGGUGAGGCAUAUCUUAUGUACGCUGUGGGUCUUCGGGGGUCAGGGUUUGAAUUGUUUUAAGCUUAUUGGGAAGGUGAUCUUUUAUCGAGAUGCAUUUGGGGAAAUGGAGAUUAGGAAGUAGUUAUGUGUUUCCAAGAAAUGUAUUUGUGUUUACAGGAAGGAGUGUAGCUAGGGGAGAGUGAAGGACGUUGUGGCAACAAAGCAAGAACAGACUUAAUUAACCAGGUAUUACACACUCACAGGUUCACACACACACUCCCUCACAAACAUUCAAACUCAACACGUGAUAAUCAUACAUUACUGAACAAUAAGUACAGGGCGUGGGCUCAAUUCAGUGCUUUCAAUGCUUAAUUUAAAUGCAGAUGUUUUUAUUUAUGAAUGACGUUAUCUUUGGAUCCCCCCCCAUGGCUUUAACUAUUAUUCUCAAAUUAAUUAUUGAAUAAAGCAUUUUGGGAAUGGUGAAUAAUUAUUUUAUGGAGAUUGCACUUCUUAUUUUUGUAUUGUAAUUAUGAUUAUUAGAGUUUUAUUGAAUAUCAUUAAUCUUCUCCUCAAUUGUUUAAGUAAUGUUUGUUAAACGAAUACUUUUUAGCCAUGGACAGACAGGAUAUUUUCUGAAAUCCUUUUACUUUAUUUCUGUCUCUAUUUGAAAAACCUUUCUCACCUUACACAAGGUACAAAGCUUGCAACAAGCAUGAUUUUAGAACAACGCUAUUGUCACCUGUCUGUCGAGUACCAUUCACUUUUCUCUUUAGAUGUAUGUCGUUAUUUCAGAUAUAGUGUGUACAGAUUGUUCUAAGCAUUUUCAAAUGGGUGUGAUUUUAUCUGACUGGAUAGUCUCAUGCAAAGAGACACGCUCAUUAGACACCAGAGAUGAGAAACUGAGACAAACCAACUGAGACAAAGAGGGACUGCCUGGAGUUGACCUCUUUUUGGUUUUCAGUUGCAAAAUGGUUUUCAUUUGGUGACCUAAUGAACCUCAAACAGACAUUUAAUAUAUGCUAUCUAGUAGCUACUGCAUCCCGCACAAGUCAACAGUUGCAUUGUUACCUAUGGAAAAAUUGCAUCGUUACCUAUGAUGUCCACUUUGUGCAUAGUUAAGUACAAUGUUGUUGUGAGAGAUAAAAUAUACAUGCAGUAGAUUCAAUGCUUUUUUUUUCCUUAAAGGAGUGAAAUGCAACUCCUUUAAAUAAGACUAGCAUAGUUCUGACCUUUCCUCAUAUUCGCAGAGAUAUACUGUAUCAUGUCACAGGCACACUGUCACGUUUUACUUUGCACUUUGUCACGUUUUAGAAUGUAUAAAUGAAUACUUGUCCCCUCUCAUAGAAUAAAGUUAUAUAUAUAUAUCUAUCUAUAUAUACAAACAAAUAUAGUAUACAAAGAAUACAAACUAAAUAAAGUAUAUUACAUAAUAUAGAAAUAUAAUAGAGUUGAACUGACUUGAUAACCCUCAUGGCCUAUGUAUAGAGUAAACUAUGUUCCAUGGUUCAUCAAAAUCAGGGUCCCCACCAAACACGUGUCUGUCAGUAGAGUGGACAGUUAGCGACGGUGUGGUGGGAGAGGUACUGGGCGCAGCAUGCUUUGGACCAGUUUCUGUUGGUGUGUCUAGCACGGUCAUGUAUCUAGCUAGGUACGUGUUCUUCUAUUGGGCUUUGUUUGUCUAUGGGGAAAGCUUGGUGGAGGCAUGCGUCUGUUGUUUCUAAAGUAAAAAACGUAAGUCAAAUUGAAGUUGCUACGAUUAAGAAAUGCUACAGUGUGAAUACAUGUUGGUAUGUUUGUAAUAUUACAUGGCUACACAUUUAUUUUGCUCUGGGUCGGUGUGCAUCUGAAGGCUAUAGAACUGUGAUAUUUGAAGGAGUAUGUUGUGGCUUUCAGUUAGAAGGACACACACUCUGAGUAAUAUUCUGCCCAGGGUCGAGGUGUGAGAGGGCCAGUUGGUUUGAUAGAGACAUUUUGACCUUUGACCUUAAUCAAGUGUUGACCAAAACCACAGGUUCAUUCCAGCUGAUUCUAUGCAACAUAUACUGUGUUGUGACUGUCUCUAAACUAUCUAUCUCUGUCUAGAUUCUACAGUCUAAUUUAACAAUGCUUUGUAAGGGAGGAUUGUUUUUGUAUUGUUCACAUUAUAUGUAUAUUCAUUUUGUAUUUUUUUACCCUCUACAUUAAUUAAUACCUUUUUGGAAUUAAUAUGAGUGUAUCAGCACUUAAAGGGGAAUUUCCCACAUUUUUACUUGGCAUUAUCUUCCAUAUUUCUGUGCUUCACUCUGUUUCGUUUAAUUAUUUUGUUUUGUUAAAGAGGAAAUUGGUCGCCAUUACUUGCCAUUUUCUGCAUUGUAUUCUGAAAAUGUCCAAGCAGCAUUUCAAACGCUUAAGGAAUACUGCAAAACCCCUCAUAUUACAUCAGGAUGUCAUAAUGGUUAUGGUUUCUGUCAUGUGGUUAUGGUAAAAGAAUGGCAUUGUCCCAUGAAUACACAUUUUUAGUUAUGGAACGGCAUUGUUCAAACAUGGGUUUUAUGACACAGUGGAAAUAAAUUUACCAAAAUGUUGUGCCAGAACAGUAAUAUAAGAUUGUCAUGUAAUAUGAGAGGUUUGUGAGCAUUUUAUAACAGACACAAUUUCAUGAAGCAUUGUAGUCGCUCAUCACAAUGACCUACCUUAAUGUUAACAACCAUUUACUCUGUAACAAAACAGAAUGUAUAGAACGAGUGAAAAUAAGGCAUGAAAAUAAGUGGAUGAACUUCCCUUGUAAGUUGUUUUUUUGUUCUCGUACUGUUAUAUGCAAGUUUCUUUUUUGCACAUACAGUACCCUGUUGUAUUGUUUUUUUACACCAUUAAAUGUUAGAUGUACAGUGUAUUUUUUUUCCAGAAACAAAUUAACUGUGCUUUUUUGUAGCCCGGAAAUAUAGUCCUUGGUCCAAUGUCCCAGCAGAAACACACACACACACACACACACACACACACUGCAUUUCACUGACUUUUUACACACCCACACUUUUAAAUAGUUUUAUUUUUAACUUAUGUAUGUAAUAUAAAAAAUGCCUAAAAAAAUGUACUAUGUAAUUACUUUAGGUUCUGUCAAAAAGGUUUACCCACUUGAGGUUGAUUCCUUGCCAAGUCCUACUGAAAGUGCACCUUUCCUUUCUCCAUGUGUGACCUGCCUUAGAUACACACCCAGACACCCACACAUUAGACACACUCAAGUGGGAAUGCAUCUUUUUAUUCCCUACAUAGUAAAAACAUAACUUUUUAUUUUAAUAGACAAAAGUGAAGGAAUUCAUUGACAUCCGACCAGUGAUCAUGGGUGGGAAACACAGAUAGUACAUUACUCUGUUGACAGGGCAGAAUAUAUUUAGGAGUAAAGACCUGAUAUACCUUACACCAGAUACAACAGUCAAAGUAUUCAAACACAGACAAACUUUGGGCUGCAUUCAAUAUGUAUCGCUCAAGUGAUAAAUAAUAUGUGACUGUCCUAUUGAGGCUACAGGGUUUACUGUGAAUGCCGUCUCUGCUAACACAGGAACGUUACCUUUAAAUUUAAAUCACCCUAGAACGCUGAACUUCUGCGAUACAAAUUGAAUUGAGCUCUUUGUGUCUUAAUAUCAACUCAAGUAGUUGCAGGAGAAUUUCAAUGUGCUCACAACAAUGGAUGUUGCAUGUUUUGUUGGUGGUUCGUUCAUAAUAUUUUUGUGUCCAGAAAUUCUAUUUAAAAAGAGAGCGAUAGGGAGAUCAAAUGUAACGGGAAAAUAAAUGAAGAAAUAUUAUCUGAUUAUUUAAAGAUGUAUGCUAACUGUACAAAGAUGAUGCUUGUAAAAUCUGUCUGGUUUUCCACUUCUAUGUAAACAGAAACAUCUAUAAUGUCAUGGUUUUGUGAUUGUACACAGGAGGUAUUGAUAAAUUAUGCAAAUUGUGCUGUAAAAACAACGGCUGUUGCCCCAAGUCUAAAUAUUAAAUAUAUGUACAAAGAAAAAGGUGGGUGAUUACUGUAUUAUUAAGUGAUAUGUGAUACAGUAGCUAUCGAUGUGUCUACAAAGUCAUUUCAACAUUAUAUAGUAUAUUUUACUAGCACUUCUGUUCAUUAUGUCAUCGUUGCUAUUUUGGUCAUAUCAAAACCACUCAUUACUCCUAUAAUUGUCUUGUGGGCCUGCUGAUUAUCAAACCAGCAAUAAAUACUGAAGUUUAGAAAGCUGAUAACCAUGUUAGUCAGGCUAUUCGAAGCACUGUGAUUCAUGAAGUACCACUAGAUAGUCACGAGAUGGCAAUACAGGACUAUCUUGGUCAAGACCAAUCUUUUGAGGCAGGAUUCCACACAGUGUCCCUUUAAGUAUUGGUAUUCAUCUCCGGCCCUCGAAGCUACAACCACUCUAUUUUUCAUUGCAACCUCCAAAUCAUGGACUAAUUUGGGCCUGGGACACCAGGUGGGUGCAAUUGACCGUGAGGUUGAACAAAACCACUCUGGAACCUGUAAGGCAAUGUACCCUCUAAACUGCGCGCGUGCGUAUGCAAAUUGCCACACCGGACAUCUCAAAUUAUUAACUGUGUUUACGGGAAGUACCAUAAUAGAUAAUUGGCUAAGAAGUAUUUGUUAAACAAACUAUAUGUUUUACUGCAAAUAGGUAUAAGGAGCCUACCGCGGGAACGUACCAGUCCAGAUCAAGCAACUUUUAAGGUAGGCUCCCUCCCUCCCUCUACUGCGUAUACGCAAGAACAUCAACUAGCCAGAGCGAUUAUCCAGCAUUCAUUAGGGAUAAUCCCUCAACGUUUUCACCUGGCUUCUCUGUCUACGAAACUGGUCGCAAUGCACAUACAACAAAAGGAAUACAGCAGUCAGACCAGGGCGACCAUUUCUGUAGAUGCCUAAUUAUUUGAUUGACGCGAAAGAAAUGUGGAUGACAUUAAAUACGCUCUGUAUAAAGGAGCUAGAAUGAAAAUCUGUAACAUUUUCUUUAUCUACGCAGUUAACCAAUUCUAACAAAAAUCGUGCAUAUAAUCUAUAGCUGGAGGCUGCAAAGUUCCUAUGUACCUAUUAUUUGACUACCUAACAAACGAUAUUAAUCAUUUAUUGAGCUGCAUAAACCCGUUAUACCAAGAAUGCCUUACUCUGUCAUAGAAAUGUUUAGUCAAAUAUAUUUACGACCUAAUAAACUUAUUGCAAUUUGUGUAUUUUACAUG